GUUCACGUGGCUGGGGAGGCUGCCGCCCCCCGCGGCUAUCACGGCGCGCACUUCCGAGGGGCGAGCACCGAUAAGUUCGAGGCCCAGGGCGAUCUCUUCCGUCGGCGCUGGUGCAGCGUGGAGCGCCACUGCCGUUGGUUCACGGUGCGCGUCCCGCUGCGCCGGCACGGCUGGGUCCGGAAG
Molecule: messenger RNA, 183 nt
Organism: Prorocentrum cordatum
Lineage: Eukaryota; Dinophyceae; Prorocentrales; Prorocentraceae
Source: the annotation of a GenBank genome assembly